Danio aesculapii is the source of this 2194-nucleotide messenger RNA. It is a transcript of the gene fam3c, whose product is annotated as FAM3 metabolism regulating signaling molecule C. The transcript has 10 exons. The coding region runs from base 117 to 800 and encodes 227 amino acids. The record is from RefSeq and is a predicted model, not a curated record. Lineage: Eukaryota; Metazoa; Chordata; Actinopteri; Cypriniformes; Danionidae.
CAAACACACACGUAGUGAACCCGGAUGUGUCGGGAAUAGGAUAUUAAGAGCUGUGUCGCCGUGGCACCAGGUGUUUGGAUCUUAUUGUGGUGACUGGUGCCUGCUGAUCCCUCAGGAUGAUGCGAGCAGGAGGACUUUUGAAGCUGGGGGUGCUGAUUUCUGUCUUAUUUGUAGCUGUGUUCCUGGCCUUUGAGCUGUUGGAGAGCAAUGUGAAUUUUAAUUUGGGAAAAGUUUUUACACGAUACGCACCUCCAGAUCCAGUCCCCACCAGACCCCCACGCCACAAAUGCGGCCUUUCAAAAUCAUGUCCUGAGGACCAUUUUGCCUUUAAGAUAACCAGUGGAGCAGCCAGUGUCGUCGGCCCAAAGAUGUGUUUUCAGGACAAUGUAAUAAUGAGCGGUGUGAAGAACAACAUUGGACGGGGUAUAAACAUUGCUUUGCUCAAUGGGAAGACCGGCGAGCUCACUAAGAGUGACUCAUUUGACAUGUGGACUGGAGAUGUGAAUCUUCUUAUCAAAUUCUUGAAGGAAAUAGAAGAUGGAAGCAUUGUCAUGAUGGCCACUUUUGACGACCCUGCAACAAAGAUGAAUGACGAGGCCAGAAAUCUGAUAGCAGAUUUGGGCAGUUCAAGCAUCAGCAUAUUAGGCUUCCGAGAUAACUGGGUGUUUGUUGGAGGCAAAGGGAUCAAGACAAAGAGCCCAUUUGAGCAGCACAUCAAGAACAAUGCAGAGACUAACAAGUAUGAAGGCUGGCCAGAAGUUCUGGAGAUGGAAGGAUGCAUUCCUAUAAAACAUGACUGAAAUCAACCAUAUUUUAAAAUAAUUUUGCGGUUCCUGGUGGAGUUUGAAGGAAAUUUAAUGAGCAAUGUGUUGUUGGAUUGGCAUUUUUAAUGAUGCAAGUAAGUGUAAAAUAUAGACUUUGAAGGACUGUAUCUUAUAUCUUAAGGUUAGAAGUCCAGAGCAUUAACUGCUCUCCAUUUAUAUUUAUUUUAUGGGGUUCCCACUCCUUUUGACCAAUGCAUUUCCAUUACUUCUCUGUUGUACAUGAUCGCUAGAUUGAGAUUUUUUAAAAAUUAAUUGCAAGUACAAUAUGUAGCCAGUGAAAUAUUUGAAAACUUAAAUAUUAAACAUUUUUAUUAACCAUCUCAAUUUCAGCAACUUCAAAAAUUGUUGUUUACCACCCAUGGAAAACAUUAUUUAAAUUCCAUGCUUGCGGGAAACCUGAUUCGUAGGUUUUCUUUCUUUCUUAUAACUGGUCCAUAAACUGAGUGUUCUGCCAUUUGUGAACCUCCAGUGUCAUAAAAAGAUGUUUGAAUCAGAAGGUUUGAGUGCCUGUUGUCUUAUACAGUUUUUUGUACUACAAAUAGAGAAUUAAGAAAGAGGGUUUGUGCUCAUUUUAAUCAUAGCACCAUGAAAAUGAUGAUCAGAAUGGAUGGAAGAUGCACCAAAAGAUUUUUUUUUUUUUACAUUAUUUAUUAUUUUAUGUUUAUCGUAAUGUUUCUACUUGCAAAGGCAGUUUGAAUGUUGAAUGGUAGAUAAUGAAGAUUUUUCGCCCCACUUUGCAUUUAAUUUAUAAGAUUGUCUGUACUAAGAAACUACUGUCUUCAGUUUUAUGAUUUUAUUUUUAAUAGCUUCAGGGAGUGUUGUUACAUUUUGGUGAGCUGAGCAGAUUUAUUAGUUGUUUUGUUCGUCCAUCUGUUUUUUUUUGUUUUUUGUUUGUUUGUUUUUUGCAUUUUGAACAGCAGCUGUUAUAUGCAGUUAGUGCUGAUAUCAAACUAUUAUAAUUUCAUAAAAUUUAAGUGCUUUUAUCCUUUAUUGUGCGUUAUGCAGUAUCUGUAGUAUGUCCUGUAAUUGUGAAUUUAGAAAGCCAAAAGAUCACCUUGUUAAUAUUAAUGAUUCCCUCUAUGAUUUUAACUUUACUUACACUGUGAAGUUGUGCAUGAUACGUUCUUUUGUAAGAACCAGCUGUGUGCCUUAUUUACUACCGUGAUAAAAUAUGCAAAGUGAUUUUGUCUAGACUUUUGUGUGGAGUUGUUGAUUGCACGUCAUGGCCUUAAUAUGUAUAGCCGUUUUGAGUGUAAAUUAAAUUUAAAUCAAGUAGAUUUUGCAUUUUGUGAUUGUAGAGUCUUUCCUUAUUGUUAUGAUUAUAGUUUUUUUUAAAGGCGUUUCGUAAUAAAACAAAUGACUUGCUUUCA